Messenger RNA from Acyrthosiphon pisum (pea aphid), 2022 nucleotides. Its product is annotated as deformed epidermal autoregulatory factor 1 homolog. Lineage: Eukaryota; Metazoa; Arthropoda; Insecta; Hemiptera; Aphididae. Gene Ontology annotation, molecular function: DNA binding. Bases 231 to 1763 code for a protein of 510 amino acids. The transcript has 8 exons. The record is from RefSeq and is a predicted model, not a curated record.
CGGACUCGUCGUCGUCGUCGUCGACGCAGGUGUUUCUCAUCGACCGCGUCCGGUUUUGCACGCGCAGCGAUCGGACUAGAAGCUCCGUAGUACGCGGUACGUGUUCUACGAAUCGGACGCGAAAAAACAAUCGAUCGUUCGUUACCGGUUUGGCAGUAAAACGAUAAAUAUCGCGCGACUUUUAUCUUGCGUUGUCUCAGAUCGAGAAAAAUAUAUUUUAUUAUAAUAUUAUGUCAGUGAUUGACGGCGGCGGUUACGCGAACGACCAACACCAACACCUGCAGCAGGGACGACAACAACUUCGACUGGAAGCGGCGACGGUGAACGAACGUGGCGGUGGUGGUGGCCGGCAGCCGGAAAAGGUCGCCGAACAGACGGACAUGGCCGAGAUCUAUACGAGGGCCACCGAAGUCGUAGUCGUCACCGCCGCCGACGCGUUUAAAGAAAAUCGCUGCGGACCCCCGCCGUCGGCCGCCACGUACGCCACGGCUGCAGCCGAACACGUCGCGUCGUCUCAAGUACAGGUGUCUUCCACACCCGUCAGGCAGUUCAUUAACGCGUCGGGCGCUGGCGCGUUAAACGUUAUUUCGGCCGACUCGUUGCAGCUUUCGGAAUCAAAAGAUUUCAAACAUCUCUUGUGCAAGGAUAACAGUUGUUUAAAUUAUGAUACACGCACUCAAGUUGAUGGUGAUACCUGGCAAACUGUAGUUCGAGCUGAAGAUGUCACUUUCAAAACUGCCCAUAUUGUUCUUGGACCAGAUAACUUGACGACUAAUAAUGUUCACAAAGAAGAGAUUGACCAAAAUGUAUCAUCCCCAAAUUCAGCACCUUGUUAUUCAUAUACCGAAGCUGCCAAGUUGCCAGUAUUACCAGUACGAUGCAAAACCACCAACGGAGAGCUGCAUAAAAAAAAAUUUGGUUCUGGCUGUCGAGGCAAGAGUAUUAAGUUUAGAGACCAAUGGUACACACCUAGUGAAUUUGAAGCCCUUUGUGGGAGGGCUUCUAGUAAGGACUGGAAAAGAAGUAUACGAUUUGGUGGCCGUAGCUUGCAAACAUUAAUAUACGAUGGAGUUUUAUUACCACAUGCUAUGAGUUGUACAUGUGCAGCCUGUUGUGAUGACGAAUCUGCUACUGGCCCCGUGUUACUGUUUACUCCAUACAAACGAAUACGUACCAAAAAACAUUCGUCUAGUCAUUCAAAAAAGAAAAAAAUUGAUGAUGGAAUAACUGAUGAAGAUAGUCGUUAUAGCAGUAUAGGUAUAUCAUUAGACAAUGUUGAUAUCGACAUAAAAAAUGAAGAAUCCAUACUAGAGACGAGUGAUAUUUCUCAAGCAGAAAUUGUUCAGUCAAAUGAUUCAAUAGAAAAUAUGUUUAAAAAGUUAGAAAAUAUGUCAUCGAGAAUGAUUAAAAUGGUUCACCAUUUUCGUAACUCUAUGCGUGUUGCUAAGUACGAAUGGAGUACGGAAAAACAGGAGUUGUUAGCAGAACUUAGGAGGGCCAAUGAGAAUUCUAUAGAAAAUAGGAAUAAUUUUGACGUGGAGACAAUUUCAAGUGUGGCGGCUGGAUUACAGCCAAGGAAUGAUGUUAUACCAGAUGUUAAAAAGUGCGCCAAUUGCAAUAGAGAUGCAAUUGUAGAAUGUUCAUUGUGUCAACGUACACCAUAUUGCUCUACGUUUUGUCAAAGUAAAGACUGGAUCAAUCAUCAAGUGGUAUGUGACAACUCGCAGGGGGGCAUUAUGGUCAUUGUUCAAACUCAAGAAUGAAUCAUAUUUUAGAUUCUUCAAGUUAUUUCUAAUCAGUUUUCCAAUUUCUUAUAUUUUUUUUUUUUUACAAGUUACAUAGUUUAGACUAGUAAUUUUAACCUUCAUAGAGUGGAAUGUAUAUUAAAGAUAAGUGAAUGUUAUCGUUUCUCAACAAAAAAUAGUUUAAAGUUACAAAUGUAUUCAUAUUUUUUAUUUUAAAACUGUUGUAAACACAAUAUCAAGUGGAAUGAUUAUUACAUAAACAUUAUUUUAUAAUCAA